Stereum hirsutum FP-91666 SS1 is the source of this 1780-nucleotide messenger RNA. RefSeq lists its product as uncharacterized. Gene Ontology annotation, molecular function: iron ion transmembrane transporter activity. Lineage: Eukaryota; Fungi; Basidiomycota; Agaricomycetes; Russulales; Stereaceae. The record is from RefSeq and is a predicted model, not a curated record. The transcript has 11 exons. Gene Ontology annotation, cellular component: membrane. Gene Ontology annotation, biological process: iron ion transmembrane transport. The coding region runs from base 128 to 1780 and encodes 550 amino acids.
GUUUGAGAUUAGUAACGAUCAUACGAUAUAGCCUGCCCACACUGGACGGGUGCCGAUAUUACAAGACACACAUUUGAUCUGUUACGACCUUUCUCCAUUGAGAACUUGUUCAUUCUACAUACUAUCAAUGGGGAAAGCUACUAGCUUGAGGAUUCAAGAGACUCAGUCUACUGUCGCAACGCCGUCCGAAAGGUCGAUAGAGCCUUCAGCGGGCCAAAUCGACAUGUCUCCUAAUAAUGCUGCGAACAAUAAUGUCACUGAACACGAAGAUACGUUCGCGGACCAGGCGGAACACACGCAUCCUGACCCGGAGUUGGACGUGCAGUCGCAUCUCGAUUCAACAGGGGUGUGGCUUCUCGCAGCGCAACAUCUGUCCAGUACUUGGGGAGAUCGCACGGCUGAAUUCGCCUUUCCGCUUUAUCUUAUCGAAUUGUUCGUGAAUACUCUUUUGCCUGCGUCCAUCUACGGGUUCGUCAUUACCGGGGCUGGUAUUUUCCUCUCAGGGAGUGUAGGCUCGAUGAUCGAUAAAUUUACUCGACUGAAGGCCGUUCGCAUCUCCAUCUUAAUGCAGAAACUCUCAGCUUCCAUCUCCUACGCCCUCUUCAUCAUCCUAUUCUCGAAAUUCCCAAACAUCAACAUAUCCGACGCACGAUCCAUGUGGCUCAUCUUCGUCGCCAUCACCGCAAAUGGGUGUGUCCUCAAGCUCGCGACGGUCGGGAUGAACGUCUGUAUCGAGAGAGACUGGGUCAUGACUAUAGCGGCCUCUAACGACCGGUCUCUCCUGCGGCUGAACACUGUCAUGCGUCGGAUCGACUUGCUCUGCAAGCUCCUUGCGCCGCUUUUCGUCAGUUUGCUCACCUCGACCAUCGGGUAUCCGUUAUCGGCCAUCGUGUUGCUUGCUAUCGGGAUUCUCACAAUGGUGUUCGAGUUCUUGUUCGUCAAAAUCGUGUAUAGGAAGUUUUCGGUACUAGGAAGCCCGAGACUAUCUAGGCGCGUCCCCGAGACAAGCGAAUUAGAGGACGUUGCGCCUAAUCAGCCGGAGAUCAAGUCAUACGACUGGCGUCGCUGGCCAGGGAUUUCACAAGCAUGGCUCGGGCAACAACUCCAGGACUGGAAGGAAUUUGUGCAUCACCCAAUAUUCAUCAGCUCAUUGUCGAUAUCUCUUCUCUACCUAACUGUUCUGUCGUUUGACUCGACGUUUUUGGCUUAUCUGAAGAGUCAGACAGACUACUCAGACCCGUUCAUUGCAGGCAUGCGAGGUCUUUGCGUUGUCACCGGGUUGAUCGGAACCUUUGCUAUGCCGUGGCUGGAAAAGUCUCUGGGUCUGGUCCGUGCAGGAUCAUGGUCGCUAUGGUCGCAGGUCCUCUCGCUCAUCCCAGCGGCCUUGAGCUUCUACAUUGGAGCCCACGGCCAAGAUAGAGCUGCCUGGAACUCAGCCAUGCUUUUUGGUGGCCUCGCGCUCUCACGCAUUGGACUGUGGUCAUUUGACCUCGUGCAACUUACCCAACUACAAAAAGCUCUUGCAAACCAUCCGCGACAAAACACGCUCACAGCGCUGCAGUUCUCGCUGCAGAACAUAUUCGACUUGGCGCAUUACGGACUGACGUUAGGAUGGAAUAAACCGGACCAAUUCAAGUUUGCUGCCGCGGUGUCAAUGGCCUCCGUGUUUAUGGCCGCAGUGGUGUAUGUUUGGGGUUACGCUCGGCCACUGAGAGGACAUGUUUUCCAUACUGGCAAAUUGGUUUCCAGGUUGAGUGUUCUUGUUCGUAGAAUGCGGUGA